CUCGGGGGCCAUUUUGUGAAGAGACGGCGAGCGAACGGUCUUGAGCUGCUUGCCGGCUGUAGCUUCGGCGUCUCGGCACGGAACCGCAGUAGGAGAGGCAGUCUCUUCUCUCUCUCCAUCUUCUCGUGAGAUUUUUUUUUGAUCUUCAGCUACACUUUGUGUGAGACCUUGUAAUCAAAGGAGAUGGCUAGCAAUAUUACCAACAAAACAGACCCUCGAUCCAUGAAUUCCCGUGUAUUCAUUGGGAAUCUCAAUACACUUGUGGUCAAGAAGUCUGAUGUGGAGGCAAUCUUUUCAAAGUAUGGCAAAAUGGGUUGCUCUGUGCAUAAGGGCUUUGCCUUCGUCCAGUAUGUUAACGAAAGAAAUGCUGGAGCUGCUGGAGCUGGAGAGGAUGGUAGAAUGAUUGCUGGCCAGGUUUUAGAUAUUAAUCUGGCUGCAGAGCCAAAAGUGAACCGAGGAAAAGCAGGUGUGAAACGAUCUGCAGCGGAGAUGUACGGUUCCUCAUUUGAUUUGGACUAUGACUUUCAACAGGAUUAUUAUGACAGGAUGUACAGUUACCCAGCACAUAUUCCUCCUCCUCCUCUGAUUGCCCGAGCUGUGGUGCCUUCUAAAUGCCAGUGCGUUUCUGGAAACACCUCUCGAAGGGGGAAAAGUGGAUUCAAUUCGAAGAGUGGACAACGGGGAUCUUCAUCUAAGUCUGGAAAGUUGAAAGGUGAUGACCUUCAGGCCAUCAAGAAGGAGCUGACUCAGAUAAAGCAAAAAGUGGAUUCUCUGCUGGAAAGCCUGGAAAAAAUUGAAAAGGAACAAAGCAAGCAAGCAGACUUGUCCUUCUCAUCCCCAGUAGAGAUGAAGAAUGAAAAGUCUGAAGAAGAGCAGAGCAGUGCCUCUGUGAAAAAAGAUGAGACUAACAUGAAGAUGGAGUCUGAGGCCGGUGCAGAUGACUCUGCUGAGGAGGGUGACCUGCUGGAUGAUGAUGACAAUGAAGAUUGGGGGGAUGACCAGCUGGAGUUGAUCAAGGAUGAUGAAAAAGAGGCUGAGGAAGGAGAGGAUGACAGAGACAGCGCCAAUGGAGAGGAUGACUCUUAAGCACAUAGUGGAGUUUAGAAAUCAUUAUUCAUUUACCUAGGUGCUUGUGAGAGAUCAAAAUAACAGCAGAUCCUCUCCCCUAGAACAUCAGCAUAUUCUCACUGUUCACCCUCUCCUUAUCCUUCCUGUUUCAUUGAUUCAUAAUUGCCCUGCGCCUAGUUCCAUUUUCACUUCCUUUGAUGCUCCUUAGUAGUUUUGUUAAGUCUUACCUUGUAAGUCUUGCUUUUAAUUUUGAUACCUCUUUGACUUAGCAAUAAAAAGAUGUAUGGUUUUUAUCAACUGUCUCCAAAAUAAUCUCUUGUUAUGCAGGGAGUACAGUUCUUCCCAUUCCUAUGAUUUUGGUAGUUGCUUCCCUAACUGCAGAGGCAUCUCAUUUACUUGUAACCCCGAGAGCAGCUUUGCAUUAUAGGUGUGUGUUUCCCUCACAUGAGUGGGGCUGUUCAACAUGAAUGUAACCAUGUAUUUUUGUGAAUGAGAGUUGGCAUGUCAAAUGCAUCUUACAGGAAAAUAGUGUAAUAGUCUUAAUAUUUGUUUUCUAAAGUUAAUACCAUGGGUUAUUUUUGUGAACAGCCUGAUGUUUGGGAUCUUUUUCUCAAAAUAAACAAUUCCUUAUUAAA
Peromyscus californicus insignis is the source of this 1703-nucleotide messenger RNA. RefSeq names its product heterogeneous nuclear ribonucleoprotein C-like. Gene Ontology annotation, cellular component: nucleus. The record is from RefSeq and is a predicted model, not a curated record. Gene Ontology annotation, molecular function: RNA binding. NCBI's taxonomy places the organism in Eukaryota, Metazoa, Chordata, Mammalia, Rodentia, Cricetidae.